UCUGCAUUGUCAAUAAGCUGCCACGGUUUCCUAUACCUCGCUAUGUGAAACCCUCGACACACCCUCCUGCUGCAGAAACUCACCUCCUCCCCCUCCCAGAAUAUAGUCAGCGGCAGGUGGAAGAGUUUCAAUACCGAGCUGCACUUCCCCCGGGAUCACUUCGCUCUCUAUGGUCGCCCUGCGUCUUCGCCGAAGAGAAGAAGCCCCUAUCCCCAAACAUCACGCUGGUCGUGGAAUGAUCGUAGCGCAGGUCUUGUUACCAUAAAGAACCUUCAGCUUUUUACCUAAAAACCCCAUCUACGAGAAGCUCAACAGAUCCAAGAUGGAUAAAGGAGUCACCGUCCAGAAUCCUUACGGCAACGUCACCAUUCCGCGGGCGCAGCUGAAGAACAGCUUCAUCCGGGAGACGCUUGGUGAAGAUCUGGAUGGGGUGGUGAUCACAAACACCGCAGCAGUGCCAACCUACCCCACGUACAUUACACAGGAUCCAGUAGGCAACAACAACCCAACCACCAUCCAGACCGACUACAAGGUCCACACACAGGAGUCGUGGAGACGGCCGUACAAUCCCUACGCUGGUGACAAUCCUCAGAAUGGAGGCCAAAACGAGGCCAUGCACAACAUCGACCUGGACCAACAGUACAAGGAUGUCGCGGCAGAAGAGAAUCCGUGCUGCUGUUGUCCCUGUUGUAGCUGCUGUAAUCCCUGCUGUGGCUGCUGUAAUCCCUGCUGUGGCUGCUGUACCUGCUGCAAGCCGUGCUGCGUUGUCUCCUAAUACGUUGGUGACCGUGUCCCGAGCCACAAAACAAAACAUGACUCCAGGUUCUGUCUUGUUGAAUCGGACACGAUGGUGGAUCUUCUGACCAAAGUCCAGACCAAAGUCCAAGGAGAUCUCCUUCUUCUCUGGGUCCUAUCUACCUUUUGUAAACCAAUGUUAAGUGCAAUGACGAGGGACUGGUCUACCUCUUUGGCGUAGACUCAGUUGCCAAAUUAAGCUGGUGGUAAUAUGGAAAAGCAAAAAACUAUUGGGUCUUCCUGUGGAUUAUUAUAUAUUUUUUUAUCGUAAUGAAAUAGUAUUCACGAUGCCAACAUAUCUGUCGAAAUUAUUAAGAAAUGUGGACUUUAGUUAUCUAUUCUUAUUGUGGGGGGUUUCGACAAUACCGAGACCCCAAACUGAAUUAUAUAUAUUCCUAGUUGCUACUUUGUACCAGUCAUAUAUUUAAAGGGGAGGCUCACUUUUACUCAGUUCCACCUACACGAUCUCCUAUAGGUUCACCCAAACCCCACCUACCACAAUAUGCACUUCCCCCGUUCCCAACACACAUAAGUCUAUACAGAUGUAUCCAAUGGUGCCCAGAUAGCUUAUCGUUGGUGAAAAAGUCUAAAAGUGACCACCCCCCCUUUUUUUUUAUGUUUUAUUCUCACAGUAUUUCAUUCAUAUUAAGAAUGCAGCACUCCGGUAGCAGAUCAGAUUGUAAUGGUCUGGCGAAAAUCUGCAAUUUGAAGGAACAAUAUUUUUAGGAGCUUUGAAAAAAAAAAAAAAAAAAAAAAAAAAUACAU
Molecule: messenger RNA, 1560 nt
Organism: Hyla sarda
Lineage: Eukaryota; Metazoa; Chordata; Amphibia; Anura; Hylidae
Gene: CYSRT1
Product: cysteine rich tail 1
Exons: 2
Coding region: 323-775 (150 amino acids)
Source: RefSeq, a predicted model, not a curated record